AUGUUCCGCUCCCUUUUAUCGGUUAAGAAGCCUGUUCAACAGCAGAGCCUGUUGAAAACCAGCGUCAGAAUGAUCAGAACGUUCAAUCAGGAAGAGCAACCAAGAAUCAGAAUCAAUUCCUUGGCUCCCAACUUCACAGCAGACUCCACACAAGGCAAGUUGAACCUCCACGAGUACCUGGGGAACUCGUGGGGUGUGUUAUUCUCGCACCCCGCUGACUUCACGCCAGUGUGCACAACCGAAUUGGGCGCGUUCGCCAAGUUGAAACCCGACUUCGACAAGCGCAAUGUGAAGCUGAUCGGACUUUCCGCAGAAGAGGUGGACAAACACCAAACUUGGAUCAAGGACAUCGAGGAGAUUAGCGCACUCGACAAGUUCUCUUUUCCAAUCAUUGGUGAUUCCAGCCGCGAAGUAGCCUUCUUGUACGACAUGGUGGACGAAGAGGGCUUCAAAAACUUGAGCAACGGCAUUGUAGCCACCAUCAGAUCGGUGUACGUGAUCGACCCCUCCAAAAAAGUGCGUUUAAUCAUUACCUACCCUGCGUCCGUAGGCAGAAACUCCUCGGAGGUGCUGCGUGUUAUUGAUGCUUUGCAAAAGGGUGACUCUAAGGGUGUGGUAACGCCUAUCAACUGGCAGGUUGGUGACGAUGUUAUCAUCCCACCAACCGUUUCAGACGCUGCUGCUAAGGAGAAAUUUGGAGACUUCAACACCGUCAAGCCCUACUUGCGUUACACCAAAGCCUGA
Molecule: messenger RNA, 744 nt
Organism: Lachancea dasiensis
Lineage: Eukaryota; Fungi; Ascomycota; Saccharomycetes; Saccharomycetales; Saccharomycetaceae
Source: the annotation of a GenBank genome assembly